AUGGUGAGCUUUGUGUGUGAUGGAUGUGGCGAUGUAGUAAAGAAGCCCAAACUGCAGCAGCAUUACAACAGGUGUUUUAGCCCAGUUACUUGCCUUGAUUGCAGCACUCAGUUUGGUUCACCAAAAGAAGCUCAUUCCUCUUGCAUGACGGAGGAUGAAAAGUAUCAAAAGUCGCUCUUUAAGGGUAAAAAGAAUCAGAAAAACUCUCAAGCAAAUCCUCAGCCUUCGCAGAAACCUGAACAUCCAGUAAAGCGGGCGGCAGAAGACCCUCAAGACUCCUUUGAUAAACGGGCUAAGGCUGAGAUGCCCAUGGAGCAAGAUACCUCGAGCAAAAGUGCCUCCAAGGAGCUCUCUCCCGCAUUACUCAAAGCGACCGUGGUUCACCUUGCGAAGGCGAACAAGGCUAUUUCUCUGUCUGAUAUUAUCAAGUACCUGACCAAAGAGAAAGGCAUGAACAAGAAAGACGUGAAAAACUAUAUGCUCAAGAAGGCAUGCAUAUACUUGGAGCAGGACCGCUUGAUCUUUGCUUAA
Molecule: messenger RNA, 531 nt
Organism: Malassezia restricta
Lineage: Eukaryota; Fungi; Basidiomycota; Malasseziomycetes; Malasseziales; Malasseziaceae
Product: cell growth-regulating nucleolar protein
Exons: 3
Coding region: 1-531 (176 amino acids)
Biological process (GO): negative regulation of transcription by RNA polymerase II; rRNA processing
Cellular component (GO): nucleolus
Molecular function (GO): DNA binding
Source: RefSeq, a predicted model, not a curated record